Messenger RNA from Aspergillus heteromorphus CBS 117.55, 183 nucleotides. RefSeq lists its product as uncharacterized. The transcript is spliced from 2 exons. Lineage: Eukaryota; Fungi; Ascomycota; Eurotiomycetes; Eurotiales; Aspergillaceae. The record is from RefSeq and is a predicted model, not a curated record. Bases 1 to 183 code for a protein of 60 amino acids.
AUGGACUUCGACAAAUCCCUCUUCGACGAAGUCAAACACACGACCAAGGUCAUAUUCAACGAUGCCGAAUACGAAGGCUUUGGUACCGGCAAGACGACCCGUGGCCAUCAGAGCUUUCAACUCGGUCAUGAAUUCAAUAUUAUCUUGAAAUGCAGCUCUCAGCAUCCAGAGAUCUGGCGGUGA